Molecule: messenger RNA, 1465 nt
Organism: Oncorhynchus masou masou (cherry salmon)
Lineage: Eukaryota; Metazoa; Chordata; Actinopteri; Salmoniformes; Salmonidae
Gene: acad9
Product: acyl-CoA dehydrogenase family, member 9
Exons: 10
Coding region: 1-1077 (358 amino acids)
Molecular function (GO): acyl-CoA dehydrogenase activity
Source: RefSeq, a predicted model, not a curated record
AUGUGUUUCUGUCCCCCAGCAUGUGAAGUGUCAUUCGACAACUGUCCAGUCCCUGUGGAGAAUGUAAUAGGAGAAGUAGGAGGAGGCUUCAAGGUAGCGAUGAACAUCCUCAACUCUGGCAGGUUCAGUAUGGGCAGCGCCGGCUCUGGAAUGAUCAAGAAACUCAUCGAGAUGACAGCAGAGUACGCUGGCAGCAGGAAACAGUUUGGUAAGAACCUCAGUGAGUUUGGGAUGAUCCAAGAGAAGUUUGCGGUGAUGGCCCAGAAUGCAUUUGUGAUGGAGAGCAUGGCGUACCUGACGGCUGGGAUGAUGGAUCGACCUGGGGUCCCUGACUGUUCUCUAGAGGCUGCUAUGGUUAAGGUGUUCAGCUCUGAGGGAGGCUGGAUCUGUGUGUCUGAGGCUCUGCAGGUUCUAGGAGGGCUGGGCUACACUAAGAACUAUCCCUACGAACGCUACCUCAGAGACUGCCGUAUCCUGCUCAUCUUCGAGGGCACCAAUGAGAUCCUGAGGAUGUACAUAGCUCUGACUGGAAUGCAGUAUGCUGGAAAAAUACUGACAGGCAAAAUCAAGGAGAUGAAGAAGGGGAAUGUGGGUGUGGCCUUGGAGAUGUUGGGCAGGAAGUUGGGAGACGCGUUGGGGAGGAAGGUGGACCUUGGACUGACUGGGAUGGAUGGGGUGGUGCAUCCUGGUCUGGCGGACAGUGCCAAGAAACUGGAGCAGAACGUGGCCCAUUUUGGCUCCACAGUGGAGAACCUGCUGUACAGAUAUGGAAAGACGAUAGUAGAGGAGCAGCUGAUCCUGAAGCGUGUUGCUGACGUCCUGAUCAACCUGUACGCCAUGACAGCCGUCCUAUCACGAUCUAGUAGAUCUAUCUCUAUAGGGCUCAGGAACCACGACCAUGAGGUGCUGCUGGCUAACACGUUCUGCACCGACGCCUUCUUCAAGAACAACUACUGGCUAACUCAGCUACAGAGGAACUCACCUGAGAACCAAGAUGAGAACAUUAAGAAGAUCGCCAGGGAGGUUCUAGAGAAGAGAACCUAUGUCUGUUCCCACCCUCUGGACAGAACCUUCUAGAACCUGAACAGAAUAACAGAACUCUGACUGGAGGAGACAUGGUGUCCUAUUCCCUAUGCAGUGCACUACUUUGGGCCAGAGCCAUAUGUAGCAACCUAAAAGUGGGGCACUGUAAAGGCUUUAGGGGGCCAUUAGAGACUGACCUCGGGGUCCUGUGACCCUAAAUUUCCAUCCAUGGCUACAUGCCUCUACUUUUGUAUUGUUAACGAGCAAUAACUAACUCCUCAGUUCUGAAGCAACUCUUGAUAUGAUGUUAAUUUAAUUCUGUAUAUCAUUUAUAACUACGAUUGAAUAUAAUGACCUUAUUUUACUGGUGGUACUUUGGUUGAAGUGAACAGUGGUUGUAGGUUACUGGCCAUUUAUUCUAUUAAAGUGUUGAUUUCUUUCA